This is a messenger RNA of Mytilinidion resinicola, 960 nucleotides long. RefSeq names its product WD40 repeat-like protein. Bases 1 to 960 code for a protein of 319 amino acids. Gene Ontology annotation, cellular component: COPII vesicle coat; nuclear pore outer ring. The transcript has 5 exons. Gene Ontology annotation, molecular function: structural molecule activity; protein binding. The record is from RefSeq and is a predicted model, not a curated record. Lineage: Eukaryota; Fungi; Ascomycota; Dothideomycetes; Mytilinidiales; Mytilinidiaceae. Gene Ontology annotation, biological process: COPII-coated vesicle budding; protein import into nucleus; positive regulation of TOR signaling.
AUGGCCCUCGUAGCCAAAUUGCAGAGACGGCGUUCUACCACCGUGGAAGAGGACUCCCUGAUCAUGAAGCUGAACGGAACGCAGCACGAUGCGGUCCUGGACUACUACGGGCGCCGGCUAGCGACGUGCUCGUCGGACAAGACAAUCAAGAUAUUCGAGGUAGAGGGCGAGUCGCAUAGGCUCACUGAGACACUGAAAGGCCACGAAGGCGCCGUCUGGUGCGUAUCAUGGGCCCACCCCAAAUACGGCUCCAUCCUGGCCUCGGCCUCCUACGACGGCAAAGUCUUCAUCUGGCGCGAGCAAAACGCCGUCUGGCAGCGCAUCUUCGUCUUCGAGCACCACACGGCCUCGGUCAACCUCGUCGCGUGGGCGCCCCACGAGGCCGGCUGCCUGCUGGCCUGCGCCUCCUCGGACAGCAACGUCAGCGUGCUCGAGUUCAAGAACAACACGUGGGAGCAUCAGCUCAUCCAGGCGCACGGGACGGGCGUCAACGCCGUCAGCUGGGCGCCGGCGAUUGCGCCGGGGGCCAUGCUCGCGGGGAGCGGCGGCGCGGGAGGCGCGUCUGCGGCGGGGGGGCUGAGGCGGUUCGUGACGGGGGGGAGUGAUUGCAUGGUUAAGGUGUGGGAGUUUAACCCGGAGACGAACAGCUAUGCGCAGCUGGGCGAGAAUCUCGUGGGCCAUAACGAUUGGGUGCGCGAUGUGGCGUGGUCGCCGACGGUGCUGUCGAAGGCGUAUAUCGCGUCGGCGUCGCAGGACAAGACGGUCCGCAUCUGGACCAGCGCGAAUCCGGAUCUACGCGAAUGGAAGUCCACCGUCCUCAACGUCGAAGCCGUCGCCUGGCGCGUCAGCUGGAGCCUCAGCGGCAACGUCCUCGCCGUCAGCACGGGCGACAACCGGGUCAGCCUGUGGAAGGAGCGGCUGAGCGGCGGAUGGGAGUGCGUGAAGACGAUCGAGGAGUAA